Molecule: messenger RNA, 1451 nt
Organism: Hippocampus comes (tiger tail seahorse)
Lineage: Eukaryota; Metazoa; Chordata; Actinopteri; Syngnathiformes; Syngnathidae
Product: heat shock protein beta-1
Exons: 4
Coding region: 69-779 (236 amino acids)
Biological process (GO): protein refolding; negative regulation of apoptotic process; response to heat
Cellular component (GO): nucleus; cytoplasm
Source: RefSeq, a predicted model, not a curated record
ACCCCACCAUCCCGAGUCUCAUUCCCUUCGGCAUUUUCUCUAAACGGAAACGAGAGACGCCAAAAGAGAUGAGCCAAAGUUCCCAAAACGAGGGCUGCCCGCCCACACAUCAGUGGUGGAAGCAUCCUGAUGCGGGUAUGCCCCCGGUGCUGACCUCCUGCACGCCUCUCUUCAAGCCUCACAUCUGGAGGCCCGAAAUCGACAGCGCUGGGGAGCCAAGGUGGAGGGUCCACCUGGACGUGGCACACUUUGCCGUCCAUGAGAUUUCCGUCUGCGUCCAAGAUGGUUUUCUUCAGGUCGCAGGGAGACACGAGGAGCGGCCCGACCGGGACGGAUUUGUCUCCAGAUGUUUCACAAGGAAAUACAAGCUCCCGGCGGUGGCGGACCUACGCAAAAUGGUCUCCUCGCUCUCCGCCGACGGCAUCCUGACCGCCGAAGUUCCGAUUCCUGCUGACUCGGCUCCUGCCGCGAGCAUCGUCAUUCCGAUAAAGGUGGAGGUCGACGGCGCAGGAGAAGAAGAAAGCCUGGACAGCAGCCCACCGGCAGAAGCUUCACAGGAAGAGGAGUGCGGCGGACCCCCGUGCCAAGACCAGGAGGACCGCGACCGGGAGGACGAGGAGAGCCAGCGAGAGCCGGCCGCUGAGUCGCAGCCUUCAGAUGUCGACGCCGCAGAGAUUCUCGGGAAUGAUUGGCAGGCGCCGGCCCAAGAGGAUGAAGAGAUCCAGAUGCCGCCGCCGGUCGACUCCGCCGAGGAGGCGGCCCGGCCCGAGGAGGAGUAGGAAUGGUCUGGUUACCGUGGAGACGUCGUCAUUAAGCCUUAAAUAGAGCAUACUGUGAUCGAGCUACUUACACAGUGGCGCCUUGACAUGCGAGUUGGAUUCAUUUUGUGACCACACGCUUCAUUUCAAACACUUGCAUUGCAAAUGAUCGUUUCUCAUUGAAAGAAAUGGAAGUGCCAUUAAUUCGUCUUGGCGUGACUUGCUUGUACAAGAUUGCUCCAGGUGUGCAUUUGUUUUCGUGAAAGCCUGGCUGUGGAUGCUAUGAUCAACAAUGACUUCUCAGCCAUGCGGCUUUCUUGCUACGGUGUGGAAAAAAAAAAAACCAAAACAUUUUGAUCGACAUUGACUGCGAAUGUUGUUCAUAAAGACAAGAUGCUUGACUUUGCAUUUCGGUUGAUUGCAAACACGUUUCUGAAAUAUACAGCUAAUAUCAAUGGCUCGAAGAGCACUGCAUCCACGCCAAAAUGGCGGCAAAGUCACAAGUGUCAAAACGUCCGUCUAGAUGUGACCGCUAACGAUCUGCGCCUGCACACAUCCAUGACGGAAAACUCAAUCGUUGAGCCAUUCGUUGUUUCAAGACAUCGCUGUACCUCCCGCCGCACACUUUCACGCUUUCUUUGGCGCACCAAUAAAGACAUACCAAGUCCGAUCCAAACGAUUGGAGAGAUUGUG